Messenger RNA from Fusarium subglutinans, 2244 nucleotides. RefSeq lists its product as uncharacterized. Gene Ontology annotation, molecular function: protein binding. The record is from RefSeq and is a predicted model, not a curated record. Bases 1 to 2244 code for a protein of 747 amino acids. The transcript has 4 exons. NCBI's taxonomy places the organism in Eukaryota, Fungi, Ascomycota, Sordariomycetes, Hypocreales, Nectriaceae.
AUGGCCUGUUUAUGCGGGUGCAUCAAUCAACUGAUUGAUAACUUUGAUCCGAAAACGGCCGCGGGUCUUGCGUCAGGCCUGAAUAAGCACCUCGAGGCCAUCCGAAGCAUCCUCGCUAGGAAUAAAUCCCUCGCCAAGGAGGUGCGCUACCAGAUCAUACCGAGCAACCAGCGCACAGCAAAGAUCCUAUCGCUGCAUUCUAUCGAUCUUGUACGGAUUGAGAGGCUGCAUGGCGUUUUUAAAAAUGACGUCAAGGGCUUUUGGGUAGCGGCUGGUGAUGCGUUACACCAGGAAUUACGAAGGCGCAUUUCGUGUAUUACGAUAUUUCUGAGAUCGAAGGUGGAUGAUAAUGCGUGGGCGUCGCAUGAUGUCGCGAAUCUUACACAGGGACGUACGUUGUCGGAGUUGAGAUAUGCGGGCAGCAAGUACAUCAAGAUCGCCCGACGACUGGGAGGGAUUGGGUCGAUCCUCUGGCUGCCGCUAGAAAUACCGGCCUCGACAUACGAGCGUUACCUAAACAUGGAUGACGCCGAGGCUUUUGAUCACAUCCAGAACCUAGGCUCCGACGCGCCAGACCUCAACCUUUUCGUGCAGCGCCUCAUCACGGCUCAACUUGACGACCCCUCGCUUGUCCUGUCACAUCGAAAUUUACUGCUAGAGUAUGGAGACUGCAUAUCACCAGCCGAGCAGGGUCUUCUUCUGCUGCAUGCUCUUGGCGGAAAUGACAUUCCGCUCGAUUUGUUGAAAUGUGCCAAGAUUCCCAUGAGGCGAUGGACCAAUGAAGGAGAGAUCCAGAGCAUAACGGCCUCCGAUUUUGGGUUCAGCGCUGAAAUAAUCGGGCUGCUGUCUAGUGAUGAGCGUCUUGCGGAAUUGGGUCAACGGCCGGAGGUUACGCAGCAGGCGUUGGAGGAUGGCACGAUUAUCUGGUCUUUAUCGCCUGAGGCGCAAAAAGAGCUUUCCCAUCGAUUGACACCGCAGACGACGGAAGAUUGGGCGACGACUGCGCUCAGGUUGCUAUGCUUUGCGUGUCCUCCUUGCUACGAAGGCAAAGUCAAUUGGGCGCUGCCGCUCAAAAAAGCGAUAUGGAAUCUUCUUGACAAAGCGACGAACCAGAAGCGACUUCCCUCAUCACUUCGCGCAUGCGUCAUCGAAGCUCUUCUCUUCUUUUGCGAACGCGACCUCUUCACAAUCCGAUCUGCCGCCGUGGAACGAGCAAAGUCGCUUCUUCGCAAGAACAUGUCGUUCUACUAUCAAGCAUCAGUCACCCUCUUUGAUAGUAUAAUAUCACGCAUAGACGGAAAUUUUCAGCGGUCGGAAGCUCUAAUCGUUGACUUUUUAGCAGCUGAUCAUGAAGGAAAUACACGAUCUGAUAAUGCAUUACGAGGAAGAUUGCACAUCUCGAAUAUUGAGAAUAAGAUACACCGAUAUGACCCAGCAGUUGCAUCGACGAUAUAUAACUGGGAAGGAAUUCAUCCUCUUUCGACGUUUGAGAUUGAAGUUACGAGAAGACUUCAAGGCGUAGCGGCAAAGUUCUUCCAUUCAAUUGGAGACUUUAAGACGACGAGGGCGUCGUUGGAACAGCAUCUCUGGCUCAACUCGACGAUGCCGAUAAGACCGAAUACCAGGUUACUCAUUGUUACGAGGCUAGCGGAGAUUCACUGCGAGUUGCACGAGUAUGAGAAAGCGCUGGAGACAAUCCAAGUCGAGCUUGAUGGUAUGACUGCACGCAAAGGCCGCCCGUUCCGAAGGUUAUCCAUGGCCAGAGCAGAAGGCUACAUCGGCCUCGGGCGCUUAGACGACGCAUCCACUGUUCUUCAAGAACUCAUCAACGUUGAACCGCCUGAACUCGAUGACCUAAACGACCAAGUCCUCCGCGUCCGCCGUCUAAUCCUCUCAGCGCGCAUCCACCACGCAGGCAACAAUUUUCCCGAAGCGCUACAGCACUGGCAGCUGACAGGCCAAAUGAUAGACAGUCUAGGAAUAUUCAAGACACGACAUGGCUGGACACUCGCCAUUGUUCAUUUAUCCAUGGCUCAUGCUCACAUUGCGCUUGGGAAUGAGGAACUUGCGCGACAGGCGUGGAAUGCGGGGGUGGAGAUUGCGAUGAGGGAGAGGUUUGAGUAUGUGUUUCCUGUGCUGGCGACGACGUGGCUGCAUAAGAUUGUGGGAGAGAUUCAUGAGAUCAAGGGAUGGCCGUUGAGGGUUAUGUUACCUGGGGGAAAGUCGGAUUUGACUUGGCUGUAA